Messenger RNA from Pieris rapae (cabbage white), 1002 nucleotides. It is a transcript of the gene CkIIbeta, whose product is annotated as casein kinase II subunit beta-like. The record is from RefSeq and is a predicted model, not a curated record. The coding region runs from base 167 to 889 and encodes 240 amino acids. The transcript is spliced from 8 exons. Gene Ontology annotation, molecular function: protein kinase regulator activity. Lineage: Eukaryota; Metazoa; Arthropoda; Insecta; Lepidoptera; Pieridae. Gene Ontology annotation, cellular component: protein kinase CK2 complex; cytoplasm.
CAGGUCAACACUCAACACGCAUCAAAUUGAAUUUUCUCCCUCAUCCCGAGGCAGAAUUUCCUCCCGUCAAGCGUGGCUAAUCAAGGUACCAAAAGGUAAAGUUUCUUGUGAAUUUAGUACGAUAUAUCUCGAAAUUUUGGCGAAAUAUUAUGUUUGAAUAUCGUAAAUGAUAUUUGUAGCGUCAAAAAAAUCGAAUCUUAGAAAAAUGAGCAGUUCAGAGGAGGUAUCAUGGAUAAGUUGGUUCUGCGGCCUCAGAGGAAACGAAUAUUACUGCGAGGUGGACGAAGACUACAUAAGUGAUAAGUUCAAUUUAACAGGACUUAAUGAACAAGUUCCACAUUACAGGCAGGCUUUAGAUAUGAUAUUGGACCUAGAACCAGAUGAUGACUUGGAAGAAAAUCCAAAUCAAUCAGAUUUGGUGGAACAGGCUGCAGAAAUGCUAUAUGGCUUGAUUCAUGCACGUUAUCUUUUAACUAAUAGAGGUAUCGGCCAAAUGUUGGAAAAAUUUCAAACUGGUGACUUUGGAAACUGCCCACGUGUUUAUUGUGAAUGCCAACCCAUGUUGCCUAUUGGACUCUCAGAUGUCCCUGGUGAAGCAAUGGUUAAGCUUUACUGCCCCCGUUGUAUGGAUGUAUACACUCCAAAAUCUUCCCGUCACCACCAUACGGACGGUGCUUAUUUUGGAACUGGUUUUCCACACAUGGUGUUCAUGGUACACCCUGAAUACCGCCCACGAUGUCCCACGUCGGAGUUUGUACCCAGACUAUAUGGGUUCAAGAUCCACCCGGGUGCCUAUGAGAUUCAGACUCAAGCAGCUGCGGGACACAAAUCACUUCGAGCUAUGGCAUACAACAAUGAGACGAAGACGGCGACAAACCUUCCAAAAUAAAAUUAAUUUUAUUUGAAGAGAUUUUUUUUAUUUCCGGCAGAAAAAAACGGAAGUUAUUUAUUUAUUUAUUAUGUAAGAAUUACUAAUGUUUUCAGUAUAAUAAAAUGUUUAAU